UGGCUCAGGGUAGUCAGAUAUUUUGGUCGACGGGAUAGAGGCAUGGACGGGCCCACGCUGGCGGUCUUGCUGUUUGUCCUCCUCUUUGUCGGUGCCAUCGCCGGCUAUGUGUACUUCGUGAACAUGAAAAUGGCAGAGGCUGGCAUGGGCCAAAAGAAUUCUGGCAAGAAGAAGAUCAAGAAGAAGGAUCGCUGACCUGGAAGAGAGGAAGCUGACCGUGGAACCUUAAUGGACAAAGCAUCCUGGUCGAUCGACGGCUGAUCCUGCCAGCUUUUGUGAUCUCGCAGCCUCGCCAAUAUUUCGCAAAUACAAGGCCUUGCCGAAGGCCAUUGGCCACACGGCCGAAAAAAACUGGCAAUUCUGCCCCCCGAAGGAAAAAAGCUCGCGCGAGCCAGCCAGCCGUGAUAGACGCGGGGAUGCACUCGCAACGUGCCUGGGCUCGAAGCUCCGGUAUGGCCACUUACGGGGAGGCGUUGAGCGCCCACACUGAAGAGUUGCGCCGCAAGGCGAGGGACGAGCGCCAGAAGCAGGAGCGAGUGAAACAAGAGAUCGAGGCAGUCGAAGAUGAGGCUGCGCAGCUGCGGCGGGAGGCCCUGGAACUGCAGCUGGAGGCGGAGCAGCAGCGCCAGGACUGCCUUUCGCUUUCGGAGGCCAAGCUGGAUGUCGGGGCUUUGAGAAAGCAGGUGGCUCGACGCAAGCAGCAGGUUCUGACUCUCACCGAGGAGCUCGAGCAAAAGCAGGUGGACACCCAAUAUUUGCUGGACAAGACGCUGGUAGAGACGCGCAAGGUCACGUCUGCGCAUGCCCUGCACAUGGAACAGCAAUGGAGCAGCAAGCUGCAAGAAGAUGUGCAGCGAUUAAGGGACGCAGAAGCCCGUAUCCAACAGCUGCAGGAGGACUUGUCCGCCUUCAAGGCGGAGAUCGCGCGCGCUCCGGGCCGGGCCGGCGCCGUGCAGCUCCUCGCUGUGCUGGACCAGCUGCGGCGCCAGCAGGAUGCGGAGCUGCAGCAUUGGGAAGCGGAGCAGGCGGCAAAGGAGCUUCUGGAGUUGCGCGACAGGCGGCUGUCCGAGAAGGAUGAGCUGUUGGCCAGCCUGGAGUUUGAGACCAGACGGAAGGCGGCGAGCCUGGUGCCGGACGAGGAGGAAGAGCGAAAGGAGGAGGAGGAGUUGCGCAGUCGCAUCGCCAGGAAUCGGCGACGAGCGGAGCGUGCUGAAAGAGACUUUGAGAAGCUGAAGGCUCUAGCCAAGCAAGAAGAGGCUGCCAAGGUGCAUAGCACACUGCCUCCCUUGUCCCAAGUCAGGUCGGCCGGAGAGUUCACUGUGGUGGGUGCGUUGAAGGCCUUGGACCAGCUGGGCGCGGAGCGCUUCGGGCUGCUGAGACCGGGCUGAUCGCGGUCUCGGCGCCGAGGCGCCGAGAGUCUGUACAUAGGCAAGAAGCCCCAAGAUCAAGUUGCAUGCCUCAAAUGAUUGGCCCAUGGUGCCUGAGAGUCAGCAUCUCUGUCUCAGGAGAGGCUAAGGAACAGACAUUUGCACAGCCUUACACGGUUUUGUUCGUGCCCGCUUGCCAUGAUCACAGCUUGAAUCCCGCAACGAAC
Effrenium voratum is the source of this 1594-nucleotide messenger RNA. The record is from the annotation of a GenBank genome assembly. Lineage: Eukaryota; Dinophyceae; Suessiales; Symbiodiniaceae.